Syngnathus typhle (broad-nosed pipefish) is the source of this 3767-nucleotide messenger RNA. Its product is annotated as nardilysin-like. Bases 431 to 3694 code for a protein of 1087 amino acids. Lineage: Eukaryota; Metazoa; Chordata; Actinopteri; Syngnathiformes; Syngnathidae. Gene Ontology annotation, molecular function: metalloendopeptidase activity; metal ion binding. The record is from RefSeq and is a predicted model, not a curated record. The transcript has 31 exons. Gene Ontology annotation, biological process: proteolysis.
GAGAACUACGGCUCUACUACACAGAACAUAGAGCUAUGGCUUUAAGCAUGGCUAUGUAUUUAAGAUGGUAGCGGAAAUACUCCGUGAAAACCGCCAUUACAUAGCAAAGAAGAGAAGCGGAACAAUGUCACGUGUGUUUGAUGUUCUUACACGGACCUGUUUUGGGAGCCACUGCAAGCUCGCCAUAAGUUAAAAAAAAACCGAUGUGUAUUACGUACAGGGUCGUAUUGUCGUGUGCAUCUCGCGUCCAUAAUUAGUACGUAACAGUCUGCGGAGUGUAACCGGGGGCGCGUUUUUACCUGGUGUGGCGUUACUUCGUCUGCGACCUGCAACCCUGAGAGUCGCCACUUGUGCUAACUGGGCUAAAGCUGAAACUAUCGCCAAGUAAAGAAAAAAGGACGCUACUUGUUGUCCCGCCAGCAUCGUCGUCAUGCCUCAGACCAGCAAGUCAGUCAGCACCGGCAACGCUUCGGGUCAGGCGUGCGCCCUGGAUGAGGGUGAGCCGCCGCCCACACGAGACCUCGGCACCUCGCAGGACUCUGCCGAGGACCCGGAAGACCCUGAGAUUAUCAAGUCGCCCAGUGACCCCAAAAAAUACAGGUACCUGCGGCUGACCAACGGCCUCCGGGCGCUGCUCAUCUCCGACUUGAGCGCCGCCGAUGGCAAGACGGAAGACGCUGGCGCAGAUGAAGAUGAUAAAGACGACGAAGACGUGGCAGAUUCGGGGGAGGGCUCAGACGAGGACGACGAGGACGACGAAGAGGAAGAGAAGGACAGUGACUUUGAAGAGCUGGAUGAGGACAACGGAGCCAAGAAGAAGAAGAGCAGCGAAAAGCAGGCUGCAGCCGCCCUGUGCAUCGGUGUGGGUAGCUUCAGCGACCCCGAUGAACUUCCCGGCUUGGCCCACUUCCUGGAACACAUGGUGUUCAUGGGAAGCCGGAAGUACCCGGCCGAGAACGGCUUCGACGCCUUCCUCAAGAAGCAUGGCGGCAGCGACAACGCCUCCACCGACUGUGAGAGGACCGUUUUCCAGUUCGAUGUGCAGAAGAAACACUUCAGGGAGGCGCUCGACAGGUGGGCCCAGUUCUUCAUCUGUCCGCUGAUGAUUGAGGACGCGGUGGACCGAGAGGUGGAGGCUGUCGACAGCGAGUACCAGCUGGCAAAGCCUUCGGACUCCCACCGCAAGGAGAUGCUGUUUGGCAGCCUGGCCGUGCCGGGACAUCCCAUGAGCAAGUUCUGCUGGGGAAACGCUCAAACGUUGAAGCACGAUCCCAAAGAGCGAGGCGUCAACACCUACCAAUGCCUGCGGCAAUUCUGGGCGCGCUUCUACUCGGCUCACUACAUGACGCUCGCCGUCCAGUCCAAAGAGACUUUGGACACCCUGGAGCAGUGGGUCCGAGAAAUCUUCAUCCACAUCCCCAAUAACGCUGAACCGGCGGUGGACUUUUCGCAUCUGCCGAGGCCGUUCGACACGCCGGCCUUCAACAAACUCUACCGAGUGGUCCCUGUGAGGAAGGUGCACGCUCUGACCAUCAGCUGGGCCUUGCCGCCUCAGGGCCAACACUACAGAGUGAAGCCUCUCCACUACAUCUCCUGGCUCAUCGGACACGAGGGCAGUGGUAGCAUCCUGUCCAUGCUGCGCAAGAAGUGCUGGGCGCUGGCUCUGUUUGGGGGGAACAGCGAGACAGGCUUCGACCAGAACACCACUUACUCCAUCUUCUCCAUCUCCAUCACGCUGACCGACCAGGGCUUUUGCUACUUCUGGCAGGUGGUCCACUUGGUGUUCCAGUACCUGAAGAUGCUGCAGACUCUCGGGCCUCAGCAGAGGAUCUACGAGGAAAUUCAGAAGAUUGAAGAUAAUGAGUUCCACUAUCAGGAGCAGACUGAUCCCAUCGAAUUUGUGGAGAACAUUUGCGAGAACAUGCAGCUGUUUCCCAAAGAAGACUUCCUGACCGGAGACCAGCUCAUGUUUCACUUUGACACUGAGGUGAUCGGCGCCGCCCUGUCCUCGCUGACUCCCGAGCGAGCCAACCUGCUGCUCCUGUCUCCGGAACACGAAGGCCACUGCCAGCUCAGGGAAAAAUGGUUUGGGACCUCCUACACUGUGGAGGACAUCCCGGCUGAGUGGGCUCAACGCUGGGCGUCCGACUUUGAACUUAACCCCGAACUUCACCUUCCCGCCGAAAACAAGUUCAUCGCUUCGGAUUUCACUCUUAGACCGUCUGACUGUCUCGACUCGGAGUUUCCCGUCAAGAUCUUGGACAACCAGCUGGGUUGCUUGUGGUACAAGAAGGACAACAAGUUCAAUAUCCCCAAAGCGUACAUUCGCUUCCAUUUGAUCUCGCCUGUGAUUCAGAAGAGUUCAGAGAAUCUGGUGCUGUUCGACCUGUUUGUCAACAUCCUGGCCCACAACCUGGCUGAGCCGGCGUACGAGGCAGACGUGGCGCAGCUAGAGUACAAGCUGGUGGCCGGCGAGCACGGCCUGGUCGUCCGCCUCAAAGGCUUCAACCACAAGCUUCCCCUGCUGCUGAAGCUGCUGGUGGAGCACUUGGCUGAGUUCACCUCGUGCGAGGGCGUCUUUGCCAUGUUUUUGGAGCAGCUGAAGAAAACUUACUUCAACAUCCUCAUCAAGCCAGAGCGGCUCGGCAAGGACGUGCGUCUGCUGAUUCUGGAGCAAGGCCGCUGGUCACUGGUCGAGAAGUACCGGGCCGCCGUAGCCGGCUUGAGCCUGCAGGACUUGCUGGAUUUUGCAGGCCAGUUGAAGGCGGAGCUCUACGUGGAGGGCCUGGUGCAGGGCAACUUCACCGGCACGGAGUCCAAGGAGUUCCUGCACUACUUCACUGAGCAGCUGCAUUUCCGGCCCCUGCCGGCCGAGGUCCCUGUGUCCUUCCGGGUGGCGGAGCUGCCCGUCGCUCAUCACCUGUGCAAGGUCAAGUCCCUCAACAAGGGCGACGCCAACUCGGAGGUCACCGUCUACUACCAGUCGGGCCUGAAGAAGCUGCGUGAGCACACCCUGAUGGAGCUGCUGGUGAUGCACAUGGAGGAGCCGUGCUUCGACUUCCUUCGGACCAAAGAGACGCUGGGCUACCACGUCUACGCCACCUGCAGGAACACCUCGGGCGUCCUGGGCUUCUCCGUCACCGUGGAAACGCAGGCCACCAAGUUCAGCACUGAGUUUGUGGAGGCCAAGGUGGAGGAGUUCCUGCACUCGUUUGGCGAGCGUCUGCGGGCGCUGACCGAAGAGGCCUUUUCCACGCAGGUGACGGCGCUCAUCAAGCUGAAGGAGUGCGAGGACGCGCACCUGGGUGAGGAAGUGGACCGCAACUGGUUUGAGGUGCUCACCAGGCAGUUCCUUUUCCAGAGGCUCAACAUGGAGAUCUCGGCGCUGAAAGAUCUGACGCGCGAGGAUCUGCUCUCCUGGUUUGCCAAGCAUCGCGACAGCGCCAGGAAGUUGAGCGUGCACGUGGUGGGCUUCGGCACAGAGGAGGGCAACCCCCCGCGACCCGAACCCGACUUGGCCUGCGACCUGGAGGCCCCUGCAUCCGCUGCCACCUCGUCCUACGGUGAGGUCAGCUCGCUGAACUUCCUGCCGCUCUUCUCGCCGGCCCUGAGGGACUCUGCCACGCCCAUCUGCGACAUCCGAGCCUUCGCCUCUGCCCUCCCCCUUCACCCCUACCACAAAGUCCUCAGCUAGGUGGCACUCUGGCGUCGUCGCUCAUCAUGUUGUCCCGCAUACCAUUAAAAGGCUCCACGUUCUCGCUCUUUCA